This is a messenger RNA of Adineta steineri, 1401 nucleotides long. The record is from the annotation of a GenBank genome assembly. Lineage: Eukaryota; Metazoa; Rotifera; Eurotatoria; Adinetida; Adinetidae.
AUGGCAAUGGCAAAAAACAAAACACUAUGUUUUACAUGUAAUAAAGAUAAAAUAACAUAUCUAUGUGAAGGAUGUUUGAAAAACUUUUGUUUAAUGGAUUUAACAAAACAUCGUCAAAUAUUAAAUCAAGAACUACAUCAUAUUAUUACUGAUCACCAUCAAUUUAAACAAAUAUUUAAUGAACAAAAACCGAAUUCACAUGAUCUUUCUUUAAUAGAUCAAAUCAAUCAAUGGGAAAAAAGUUCAAUUGACAAAAUUAAACAAAAAGCAAAAGAUUGCAUAGCAAUUGUCGUUAAAUCUUCACAAACAUUUAAUGAUAUUGAAAAGAAAUUUAAUGCUUUAUCUGAACAAAUAAAACAAAUCCAUAAAGAAGAUGAAUUUAAUGAAAUUAAUUUAAAUUAUUUAAAAAAUCAAUUAAUAGAAAUUACAGAAGAAUUAAAUAAUCCAUUAGAUAUUUCUAUUCAGCAAGAUUCACAACCAUUCAUUAAUGAAAUUUCAAUUAUUUUAUCAAAAAAACCAAAAUUUAAUAAAUGGAAACAAGAUGCCAUCACUGUGGCUGGUGGAAAUGGGAAAGGACAAGAACUAAAUCAACUCCAAUGCUCUCUUGGAAUCUUUAUUGAUAAAACGAAAAAUAUUUUCAUUGCUGAUUUUUGGAAUCAUCGUAUUGUUGAAUGGAAAUGUAAUGCAAAGCAAGGACAAAUCAUUGCAGGUGGAAAUGGCAAAGGAAAUCGAAUGGAUCAAUUAAAUCGACCAACAGAUGUGAUUGUUGAUCAACGAAAUCAUUCAAUAAUCAUUGCUGAUUCUUUAAAUAGACGAGUAAUUCAGUGGAUGAAUCAAAAUCAACAAAUUCUUAUUAAGAAUAUUGACUAUUGGGGCUUGGCAAUGGAUAAACAUGGAUUUCUUUAUGUUUCCGAUUAUAGGAAAAAUGAAGUGAGACGAUGGAAAAUGGGAGAAUACAAUAAAGGAAUUGUAGUGAUAGGUAGAAAUGGAAAAGGAAAUCAACUCAAUUUACCUCGCUUUAUAUUUGUUGACGAAGAUCAAUCUGUUUAUGUAUCAGAUUGGGGAAAUAAUCGUGUGAUGAAAUGGAGAAAAGAUGCAAAAGAAGGAAUUGUUGUUGUUGGUGGGAAUGGUGAGGGAGGAAACCUCAAUCAAUUGUCUUCACCCGAAGGAUUAAUUGUUGAUGAUUUAGGUCAAAUCUAUGUGGCAGAUGUUGGGAAUCAUCGAGUAAUGCGUUGGUGUGAAGGAAAAGAAGAAGGUGAAAUUGUUGUCGGUGGAAAUGGUCAAGGAAAUCAAACACAUCAAUUGAAUCGUCCCAUGGGUUUAUCUUUUGACGACGAAGGAAAUCUUUAUGUUGUUGAUUCUUGGAAUCAUCGAAUUGAAAAAUUUGAAAUAAUUUUGUAA